AUGGCGUCGUUCUUAGAAAAUACUUACAGCCUGGUCCACCAGGACAACACGGCGGACCAGCCUUCUCUGCAAGACCUCAAAAUGCAAUUAGAGAAGGGCACCGACGAGACAAAAUUGGAGACCAUGCGGAGAAUCAUAACAAUCAUGCUCAAUGGCGACCCAAUGCCCCUGCUACUCAUGCACAUCAUUCGAUUUGUUAUGCCCUCGAAGAGCAAGUCUCUGAAAAAGCUUCUCUACUUCUACUACGAAAUCUGCCCGAAGCUCGAUGCUACUGGAAAGUUGAAACAAGAGAUGAUUUUGGUUUGCAAUGGUAUUCGGAACGACUUGCAACAUCCUAACGAAUAUGUCCGAGGAAACACUCUCCGCUUUCUUUGCAAACUCCGUGAGCCUGAACUUAUUGAACCUCUCCUCUCUUCAGCUCGCUCCUGCCUCGAACACCGCCACGCCUAUGUGCGGAAGAAUGCCGUGUGGGCUGUAUCUUCCAUCUAUCAACACUCAGAAUCUUUGAUUCCUGAUGCCCCGGAACUCAUUCAAACUUUCCUUGGAUCGGAAAGCGACCACACCUGCAAACGCAACGCAUUCGCUGCCCUCAUGUCCAUCAGCCACCAGAAAGCACUGGAAUAUUUGAGCGAAACAUUUGACAGUAUUCCUAACGCUGAUGAGCUGUUACAAUUGGUCGAACUUGAAUUUAUUAGAAAGGAUGCGGUACAGAAUGCCCAGAACAAGGCACGAUAUUUACGAUUGAUCUUUGAUCUUCUCGAUGCUUCGGCGAGCACAGUUAUCUACGAGGCUGCUACUUCACUUACAGCCCUUACUAGCAACCCUGUGGCCGUGAAAGCAGCUGCCUCGAAAUUGAUUGAGCUCAGCAUCAAGGAAGCGGAUAACAACGUGAAACUUAUUGUGCUUGACAGGGUGGAUCAACUAAGAAUCCGGAAUGAGGGUGUCCUAGAUGAUUUGACCAUGGAAAUCCUACGUGUUCUUUCUAGCCCCGAUAUUGAUGUCCGGCGCAAAGCUCUUGGCAUUGCUCUAGAAAUGGUUUCGAGCAAGAAUGUGGAAGAGAUUGUCAUGCUUCUCAAGAAGGAGCUUGCAAAAACCGUGGACGAACAGUAUGAGAAGGCCAGUGAAUAUCGACAACUCCUCAUCCAAUCCAUCCAUCAUUGUGCAAUCAAAUUCUCGGAGAUUGCUGCUAGCGUCGUUGACUUGCUUAUGGAUUUUAUUGGCGAUUUCAACAAUAAUUCAGCAGUCGAUGUCAUUUCGUUCGUCAAAGAAGUUGUCGAGAAAUUCCCUGCUUUGCGUGGAUCCAUCAUUGAGCGUCUGGUAGCAACACUCGCCGAAGUACGAGCUGGCAAGGUCUACCGUGGUGUUCUUUGGGUCGUUGGAGAAUAUUCUCUUGAAGCCAAUGACAUUCGCGAAGCUUGGAAGCGCAUCAGGGCUAGUCUUGGAGAAAUUCCUAUCCUGGCAUCGGAACAACGGUUACUGGACGAAGUUCCUGACGAAAACGCCCCUAUAACUGAUCAAGUAAAUGGCCAUGCUAAGCCUGCGGCUCCAAGUGGGUCUCGAAAAGUGCUUGCAGACGGAACAUAUGCCACUGAAAGUGCUCUGACAAGUCGAUCAGCUGCAGCUGCUAAGUUGGAGGCCGUGAAAGCCGCCCAGAAGCCUCCAUUGCGUCAGCUCAUCCUAGAUGGUGAUUAUUAUCUCGCAACAGUUCUAUCAUCUACUUUGACCAAGUUGGUCAUGCGACACUCCGAUGUUUCUCAAGACGCUGCUCGUACCAACGCGCUUCGAGCUGAGGCUAUGCUUAUCAUGAUCUCCAUUAUUCGCGUUGGUCAAUCGCAAUUUGUGAAAGCCCCAAUUGACGAAGACUCAGUGGAUCGUAUCAUGACCUGUGUGCGCUCUCUAACUGAGUUCUCGGAGAGAAAAGAGCUUGAGACUACCUUUUUGGAAGAUACACGAAAGGCGUUCAGGACAAUCGUGCAGACCGAGGAGAGGAAGCGUGCAGCGAAGGAGGCGUCAGAGAAAGCUAAAACUGCUGUUCAAAUCGACGACACCAUUCCCAUCCGGCAGCUAGCUAAGAAGAACGCUGGGGAAGGCGCCGAUGAGAUUGAACUAGAUCUUAUUAAAGCCACUGGUGGCGAUGCUACUAUAGAGAAUCUUUCCUCGAAACUCAGCCGAAUUGUUCAGCUCACAGGUUUCUCCGACCCGGUAUAUGCUGAAGCUUACGUUCAGGUUCAUCAAUUUGAUAUUGUCCUGGACGUACUCUUGGUUAACCAAACGACGGAAACUUUACAGAAUCUCUCAGUUGAGUUCGCAACUCUUGGCGACUUGAAGGUCGUCGAGCGCCCAACAACACAAAAUUUGGGACCUCGGGAUUUCUUGAAUGUGCAAGCUACAGUCAAGGUUUCGUCUACCGAUGCUGGUGUCAUAUUUGGAAACGUGGUUUACGAUGGAUCAAGCUCCACCGAAACCCAUGUGGUUAUUUUGAACGAUAUUCACGCCGAUAUCAUGGACUACAUUCAGCCCGCCUCCUGCACAGAAACACAGUUCCGCACCAUGUGGACUGAAUUUGAGUGGGAGAAUAAGGUCAAUAUCAACUCUAAAGCCAAGGACCUUCGCGAGUUCCUGAAGCAGCUGAUGGAAAGCACCAACAUGACAUGCCUGACACCAGAUGCAUCACUUCAGGGUGACUGCCAGUUCCUCAGUGCUAACCUGUAUGCUCGAAGCGUUUUUGGUGAGGAUGCAUUAGCAAACUUGAGCAUUGAAAAGGAGGGAGAAGAUGGGCCAAUCACUGGAUUUGUGCGUAUAAGAAGUCGUUCGCAAGGGCUUGCCCUUGCUUUGGGGUCGCUUAAGGGACUGAAAGCGUCUGUUGCAUAG
Molecule: messenger RNA, 2871 nt
Organism: Talaromyces proteolyticus
Lineage: Eukaryota; Fungi; Ascomycota; Eurotiomycetes; Eurotiales; Trichocomaceae
Product: putative coatomer subunit beta
Exons: 5
Coding region: 1-2871 (956 amino acids)
Biological process (GO): intracellular protein transport; intra-Golgi vesicle-mediated transport; endoplasmic reticulum to Golgi vesicle-mediated transport
Cellular component (GO): cytoplasm; COPI vesicle coat
Molecular function (GO): structural molecule activity
Source: RefSeq, a predicted model, not a curated record